CUCCCCAGUGAAAACUGAGAUUGUGGUUGAGGGGGAGCUGCUGCUGCUGCUGUGUGUGUGUCGGACGGACCAUGAAAGGAAAGAGCUGGAUUGUACUUUUAACUGCUGUUUUACGUUCUUUUCCGUCUCACUUUGGAAUUACAGUUUGUGGAAGAUCAACAGGAACGAUCUAGAGGAGUGAAACUGACUCGAAACCGGAUUAUGGGUCGUCACGAAGCCGUUCAGCGGUCGAGUGAAUAAAGUUAGCUUGGUGCUAACGCGGUCGGUGACGCGGGGAGAGCCGGAGACCAGACCGCGAGAAGUUUGCGUCGUCGUCGUCGUCGUUGUUGCAGAUUCCCACAGUUAUGCUGCCUUUAGGAGACCAUUCGAGCUUUGGAUGAGGUUACGAAGCGAAAGUCUGUGUGAUUAAGAGGCUGAGUUGAGGGUGCGAUGGUGGGGCGGGAGUUAGCGGUGUGGGGAUCCGGGGGUGGCCGGACGGGGUGCUGCUCUCGGCGGCUUGCACAGCUGUGGAGACUCGGUGGAUGCGGACUACUCCUGCUGCUUCAUUCCGCUCUGUGUUUCGCCAACAAACCCGGCGGAUUAAACAACAACAACAAUAACAACAACUCGAAUGUGAACGUUUAUAUGAGCGAGGAUGAGGUUAAAAAACUUCUGGGUCUGGACGCCGAGCUGUACUACGUGAGGGACGGCGUGGUCAAUCACUACGCUCUCUACUUCAUCCUGCCGGUGCCCAGCAAGACCAACAGCCUGCAUUUCACCUGGCACUCCAAGAGCAAGGUGGAAUACCGGUUGGGCUUCCUGGUGGAGAACCCUGCAGCUAUGGACCAGCCUCAGAGUAACAUCUCAGCCCAGGGAGAGGUUCCUCUCACCCGCUCAGUGUUCAGGGUGGACCUCUUCUGCUCGGGGAAGGUGGACGCCGAGGCCGUUCUGACGGUGCAGCUCAGUCUGACCAUUCACGCCCAUAACUUCACAGUGCUCAACUUCAAACGCAGGAAAAUGUGCUACAAACGAAUCGAGCAGCCAGAUCCUCCCAAAAUCCUCCCGUCCCCCAACAGAACCCGACCAGACCUGGACAGCGUGACGGCCACCACCACGUCCACCAGGGUGUUCUACAUCAGCGUGGGAGUGUGCUGCGCCGUCAUCUUCCUGGUGGCCAUCGUCCUCGCCGUCCUGCACCUACACAGCAUGAAGAGGGUGGAGGUGGACGACAGUGAGAGCGACAGUGGAAGCUCACAGGGUCUCUCUCAGCCUUCCACCCAGACCACGCAGUACCUGAGAGCAGAUACUCCCAACAAUGCCACCUCAGUCACCAAUGUUCACGCUGGCUCUCCUCCCAUGCUGCAGCUCUCAGGCGCCUCCUUCCCCCACCCCGGCGCCCCCUCCCAUGAAAGCAAAAGCUACCCUUCGCUGCGGAUCGAGAAGAACGACCUGAGGAGCGUGACGCUGCUGGAGGCCAAAGCCAAGGUGAAAGACAUCGCCAUCUCCAGGGAGAGGGUGACGCUGCGGGACGUCCUGCACGAAGGAACCUUCGGCCGGAUCUUUCACGGCGUCCUGCUGGACGAGAAGGAUCCAACUAAAGAGAAACAAGCGUUCGUGAAAACGGUUAAAGAUCACGCCUCUGAGGUUCAGGUGACGAUGAUGCUGACGGAGAGCUGUAAGCUCAGAGGUCUUCAUCACAGGAACCUGUUGCCCAUCAGUCACGUGUGCACGGAGGACGGCGAGAAGCCCAUGGUCCUGCUGCCCUACAUGAACUGGGGCAACCUCAAGCUCUUCCUGCGCCAGUGCAAGCUCGCCGAAGCCAACAAUCCUCAGGCCAUCUCCCAGCAGGACCUCGUUCACAUGGCCAUCCAGAUCGCGUGUGGUAUGAGCUACCUGGCCAGGCGGGAGGUCAUUCACAAAGACCUGGCCGCCCGGAACUGCGUCAUCGACGACGGCAUGCAGGUGAAGAUCACGGAUAACGCCCUGGCUCGUGACCUCUUCCCCAUGGACUACCACUGCCUGGGGGAUAACGAGAACAGGCCCGUGCGCUGGAUGGCGCUGGAGAGCCUGCUCAACAACGACUUCUCCAGUGCCAGCGACGUGUGGGCGUUCGGAGUGACCCUGUGGGAACUGAUGACGCUGGGACAGACUCCUUAUGUCGACAUCGACCCCUUCGAGAUGGCCGCCUACCUGAAGGACGGCUACAGAAUAGCGCAGCCCAUUAACUGCCCGGAUGAGCUGUUCGCCGUGAUGGCGUGUUGCUGGGCUCUGGAUCCCGAGGAGAGGCCCAAGUUCCAGCAGCUCGUCCAGUGUCUCACCGAGUUCCACGCCGCUCUGGGAGCCUACGUCUGAACCCCGUCUGAGCUCCGUCUGAGCUCCGUCUGAGCUCCGGCGGCGUCCCAGACACGGAAACGAACACCAGUGCCUUAUUAUAACGUCACUCAUUUUACAUUCACGCUCUUUGUGCUCGCAGACGUUUAAGAAUCGAGAAUUUCAUCAUUUUGUUUUUUAGUUUUUCACGGAGUGGCAGCGUUUUCAUUUUUGAGGAAUACUGGGAAUAUUCCAGGAAGCUCCUGGUCUCUGUUCCUGGAAAAUCGUUUCCACUUGAAGACUCCCGAAGACGUUUUAUUGUUUUGUUUGAUUGUUCGUUUGUUUUUAAGCUCACACCCUUAUCUUAUCGAUACAGGUCUGACUGAUUUUUCGGGUGUGUUUCUCGGCUCGGAUCAUUUUCGAAGCUUCGGACUCGGACGCAGAGCGAUGAUUUACGAUGGCAUUACUCCAAGGGUACUUAGAAAGACGUUUACCAAAAGCGGCUUCCACUGUCCACACUGCUAGAGACCAGAGUAAUCGGGUGGAUGAGCGGGCGCCCGAAUUUUACUUUUCUUAGAUCUUUUAUUGAGCUGAUUUGUGGUACAUUUGCAGCAAAAUUUGAUUUUAGUUCCUGAGGUUUUAUUUCAUUCACUUCCAACAGAUUUUUUAAAGCAUUUUCUCCCGAUUUUAGCGCGUCCGAUUUGUACCCGAUUGUGUCACGCCUCCUCCCUACCGGUCCUGACCCCCGCCCCGAUUGAGGAGAGCGAACUGACACACGCCCCCUCCGACACGUGCGCAGUACCCGACUGCAUCUUUUCACCUGCACGAGGCGAGUGCAUGUGUGGAUCAGUGUUGUGCACGGAGAGACACACCCCAACUCUAAUGCUGAUGAGCUCUCUAUCCGGCUCCCACCCUGUAUGAACAACAGCCAAUCGUUGUUCAUGUGGCCGCCCAGCCCAGCCGGAUGGCGGAGCCGAGUUCCGAUACGAUGUAUUCGAGAUCCCGGCUCUGGUGUGCUAGUGUGUUUUACCGCUGCGCCACCUGAGCGGCUACUUUGGCAUUUAGCGGACACUUUUAUCCAAAGCGACUUACAGUACUGUGACAGUAUAUUGUUUAAGCAAUUGAGGGUUAAGGGCCUUGCUCAAGGGCCCAACAGCAGCAACCUGGCAGUGGUGGGGUUUAAAACAGCAACCUUCUGAUUACUAGUCCAGUAUCUUACCCACUAGGCUACAACUUCCCUUUAAUUUAAAAUUUAAUGUGGUCCAAAAUAAAGCCUGAUGGAACUGAACAAAUGCUGACCGCUUCAACAGAGCAUUGACCAAUCAGUAAACGGACACGGAUGAUUGGCUGGUCCAAGGAUUGCUGCAGUUACUCCCUCUGCUGGCUGAUGGAUGGCGCUGCACAGAGACGGGGGAUAACGGAGAUCGGUGUGACUCUGUGCGCGAUACGGAUCUCCAUAUGAACCCACAUACUGCAGGUGAAAAGAAGCGGCCAUACUGUACACACGUCAAAGACGGAGCGGAGGUGAAAUUGAAUAUCUGGCCACCCUACGGCUCAUUUAAAUAUGCUGUACAGUGAUGGAUAGUCUCCCUGUAGAACCUUUAAAGCCUUGUUGUGCUCUGUUAGCCUGCGUAUCAGUCUCAGUCCUGAUCUGAAUGAUUGCUAAUAAGCACGUGAUGAAAAUUCCAGAAGUUAGAAAAAUUCAUACAGGGUUGUUUCUUAUUCCAGAUGUGUGUGUGUGUGUUUGUGUGUUUGUGUGUGUGUGUGUGUGUGUGUGUGUGUGUGUGUCAGAACAAAGUCCUGGUUGUAUUUUUUUAACGCUGUUUGUAUACAUGUGUAAAGAAACACGCCACUGUGAAUAACCCGGAGCGUACGGCCGGCGUGGACACUGUUUCCCGGCGGUUUCUCUCUCGUUAGCGGUGUAGCCUCCUCUCCUCUCCACGUCGCCGGCUGCAUGUCCAUCUGAAAAGGUGUUAAACGUGUGUAAGACGUUUCCUGGUUUCAUACCUGCAGUUAAAAUAAAAACACGUGGAUGUUUGAUGUUAAA
Trichomycterus rosablanca is the source of this 4336-nucleotide messenger RNA. It is a transcript of the gene ryk, whose product is annotated as receptor like tyrosine kinase. The transcript has 16 exons. Lineage: Eukaryota; Metazoa; Chordata; Actinopteri; Siluriformes; Trichomycteridae. Gene Ontology annotation, cellular component: plasma membrane; signaling receptor complex. The record is from RefSeq and is a predicted model, not a curated record. Bases 430 to 2331 code for a protein of 633 amino acids. Gene Ontology annotation, molecular function: protein kinase activity; ATP binding. Gene Ontology annotation, biological process: multicellular organism development; positive regulation of kinase activity; protein phosphorylation.